Messenger RNA from Zophobas morio, 2095 nucleotides. RefSeq lists its product as uncharacterized. The transcript has 2 exons. Lineage: Eukaryota; Metazoa; Arthropoda; Insecta; Coleoptera; Tenebrionidae. The coding region runs from base 233 to 1822 and encodes 529 amino acids. The record is from RefSeq and is a predicted model, not a curated record.
AAAGUUGACAAACUUCAAACAUCCCUUUGUUUCUUGUUAAAGAAAAUGUGGUAUUUGUGACGAAGAUGUCUCUCUGGAAAAAAUCAUUAUUGAUAUUCGUAUUUCUUCGUUCGAAUUUUGCAAUAUGAUUAAUGUGAAAUUUGUCUGUGAUCAGUGACCCGAAUGUUUGUGACAACGUAAAUUACUACAUAUUGAAUGAAUCAUCUAACAGUUUAAUUAUCUAACAGUGGCAAUGUCCGAGGCGAAUGUUCGAGACGACGAUGCUCUACCCAAAGGGAGGGUAACUGAAGUAUGCCAGGAGUGGAUGGUGAGAGAAGAUGGGGCCCUAGCAUAUCGUUUACAGAACCAAGAAAUCACGGACCAUCUCUCAGGAAAUCGAUUCCGUAACGCUGUAGUCCGCGAAGACUUCCCUAGAGCUAAAAGCGAGCAGCUUAGAGAGCAACGUUUAGCUGAACAAACUGCAUUAAUUUAUCAACGUAUGUUAGCUGAGCAAGAAGAGCAGGAUAACAAGGUUGCUAGACAGCUAGCGGAGCAGCUGGAGCGUGAAGAACGAAACAAGCGACGACUGUUGGAAAUACAUGACCAAGAUGUGGCAAGGCAGCUUUUACAUAGAGAAAGAGUCAAUGUUGAAAGACAACAAAUGUUAUCUUGUCAAAGACCACCACCACCUCGUAAUUAUGAACAAAACAUAUCUCCUCAUAGACCAGAUUCAUAUAAUUAUCAAGCUAACUUACCUAGAAGGCAGGCUAAACCAAUGCCGCUUCCUCAGACUUUUCAAAAUGAGGUUUCUGAUUUAUACACAGAGCCCUAUCGUAGCCCCGAAGUUCUUGCUAAACAACUAGAUAGAAUUGAUAUUGCUGAAGUGGGUCUUCCACUUGAUGAAGUGGCAGAGAAACAGCUUCAGGAGGAACGAGAUGCCGCAUUAGCACGUCAGUUGCAAGAACAAGAAGGUUCCUUAGAAGAUAGUUUGUUAAACCGAGACCGAAUGCUAGCAAUUGAAGCUCAAGAUAAGGAACUGGCUAAGAUGUUGCAAGAAAGAGAAAGGAGCAAAGCUAGACGGGCUCGUGAACGCGCUAAACAAAAAGCCCUUGCAAAGAAACAACAGUUGGAAUCACAACAAGGUACUACUAAUCAAAUCAUGCCCGAUGAUUCUUAUUCAUAUCCAGCGGAUUUAAUACCGCCUAGAGCUUCUAUUCCAAGAAAUCAUGCAUCUGAUACGUAUGCACUACCAAAUCAAAAUGAAGAUGAUAUUAAUUACAGUUUACCUGCUGAUGUUAUACCUUCACAUAGUUUAAUAGACAAUAAUAUGAAAUCAAAUUAUAGCCCCCAGAAAAGCUAUGAGCAACGGUAUGCCUUAAAUGAAAAAGUACUAAAUAGUGCUGACUCAAGUGUUCGUCCGUCCUUUGAUACUGAUAGAAGCAAGGAAAAUACUCCAGCUGUUAGACCAACCCAGCUGGAUUUGAAAUCUCCAUUGAAUCGAAUAAACAAGCCAAGAUAUCCUGAACCAGAAAGCUGUGAUAACGCAAGCGGGCACUCAACGUCUCCUGGUUCUCAACAUAUCAAUAUAGCAAUGGCCAUUGACCCAACAUAUCCUAAAAGAGGAAUGCACUCUUCUUCCAGUUUUGAUACUUCUUCCAGUACUGUUACUACAAGUACAUCUAGUAGUAGCCCUGGUAUAGUGUUGCCCCCACCAGAUAUUGCGGAACUAGAUGAUGAUAGCAAUAUUCCUCCAUAUAUGCCUAUUCAAGGACAACGCAGGACGGCGUCCUUGGAAAAGAAACAAAAGAAGAAAGGCAAAGAUGGUGGUUGUAAGCAGCAGUAAUCAUUUUCCAAAGUUUUUAUAGUUUAUAUUUUCAUUAAUUUAUUUCUAUACUCAGCAGAUCUUCUAUGGAUAUAUCAGAUUAGACAAUAUUUCCAGUAUCUUUUUUUUAUGUUUAAUAAUAUUCACAUACCAAAAUAUACAUGCUCAAUAUAUAUUUUAUAAGGAUGAAUUAUGACAAUUAUAUUUAUAGUGAUAUUACACAAUUUGGUAGCAGGUUUUAUAAUCUAUUAUGUUUUUUGUACUUCUUUUUAUAAAUUAAACAUUUUUCAAGUU